GUGCUGUGAAACACAGAUCCUUUCAUGUGAAUGAGUUUUGUGUGUCAGUCACGUCUUCCUUAUACUGAUGAUAAAAACUCGAUAAAAUUGAGUAUCUGAGGAAGUACAGUAGCUUUGAUCUUUCAUGGAGUGUAAUGCAGAAUUAUAUGUUAAUUUUUUCAUUGUUCACCUCAAACCCCAAAAUGUUGUGAGGUCAUUGGUUGUGAGAUUUUGGAGAACUCAAAUUGUGUUAAUAAGAAGUGCCAUCAAACACCUAAACUUUCUAAUAUGUUUCUUAUGUACAGUAGUGGACAAAAGCGUCUGCUAAAUGCAUAAAUGUAGUAGUGUGCAAAAGUCUCAUUCCCUUCACCAAAAACACAUUUGUAGCAUCAAUGUUUGUCAGAUGCAGUGUAGUUUUGGGUUAGGCAGUAUGAUAGGAGAAAUGAAAGGACUCUCAGGUGACCUGUAGGAAUGCCAUUAAUCCGGCAGAACUGCAUUCCACCUGAGCAGAACAGAGAGAGGAACACACGGCAGAAUUCCCAUCAGAAACAUCCGGACGGCAUGAGAGCGACUGCUCGCACCGUCAGACAGAUGCCAUCAUGCACAGGAAAGCACAAUAUCCGAGGAUAGCCAGCAUGAGUUUGCCCGGGGGCGCGUCCCCCUCAUCUCCGGAGCGCCCCGUGUCCCGUGACCUCAUGGAAGACUACUGGAGCGAGAUGAAGAACAUAGAGGACGACGGUCCAGGAGUUCACGAGGAGAUGAUGGACAUGGAUGAGGCGGAGCUUGAGGAGGAGUGGCUGCAGGAGGCGGGGCUCUCCACGCUGUUGUCUGGGACUCAAAGCGACGGCCAUACAGAAGCUCUGCUCUCGACGCUCACGCACUCACAGGCCAACAUGGUGAAGAAACGUCUGGAUAAUUACACGCAGACGCUGCGCAAGAAAAACAGACAACCCACGAGACACGUGAGAGAUGUGUUCUCCACACCGGAUACAUCGUCUGGUGACCUGACACCUUCAGUUUCUCCAAAUGGACAGAUCGCUCCUAAACUACCACUGUGGAAUCCACCAAAAGCUCCUCAGUUGUGUUCAGUCUUUGCUCCAGCUGAAAGUCACAGCUCGAGUGUUUCUUCAGAGAUGAUCUCAUUAUCGUUUGAUGUGCCGUACUCGGAGUCGGCUCGAGGUCAUCGGAAGGGCCGCGAGUGUCAGGACUGCAGGAGAUUUCGGAAAGAUGAUUUACCAACUUUUCAGAUCAUAAAGCCCAGGCAGGGUUUAACCCGAGUGAGUGAUCUGUCAUCGGAGGACAUCAAGAAGAUCGGUUACAUCUCUCUGAUCGAGCUCAGCACUUUCUAUGACAUCCUGGGCAUCGAGCUGAAGAGGAAUCGUGUAUGGCGGAGUAAAGCACGAGAAAGCGGAAUAUUCGGCGUUCCUCUUGAUACGCUGCUGGAGAACGACCAAAAGAAAUAUCCUGGCUCCAGGGUCCCUCUUGUUUUUAAGAAGCUGCUGUUUAAACUGGAGCAGACAGGAUUACAGACAGAAGGAAUUCUGAGGAUUCCCGGAUCGGCCUCCAGAGUCAAGUACUUACGUCAGGAGUUGGAGUUAAAGUUUUACGAGGAUCGUUUUAAUUGGGAUGAAGUUCGUCAGAAUGACGCUGCUGGUUUAUUAAAGAUGUUCAUCCGUGAGCUGCCGUAUCCUCUCCUAACACAACAACAUCUGCCGGCAUUCACUGCUGCUCAAAACAUCUCAUCACCUAAACAUCAGCUUCAGGCUCUUCAUCUCCUCAUCAUGCUGCUUCCUGAACCCAACAGAGACACACUGAAGGCUCUUCUGGAGUUCCUCAGAAAAGUUGUGGCGUAUGAAGAUAAGAAUCGGAUGAGUCUGUGGAACGUUUCUAUGAUUGUAGCACCAAAUCUCAUUAUCUUUCAUGGUAAGAACGCCAAACAGGAGGAGAUGCAGACCGCCGUGGGCUCGGCUCAUCUCGUACGACUGCUCAUCCAACAUCAGGAUCUGCUGUGGACGGUUCCAUGUUUCCUGAUCUCUCAUGUCAGAAAGAUGAACGAAGCCGCCACAGGCAAGAAAACACCAACCUCAGAGAAGACCAAGCGUAGAUUAUUGAGACGGUGGAACACAGAGAAGGACAGAAACAGAAGUGAGGUCACAGAUCUUCAUGACGGGGUCAUCAGAGUUCACGCACCUCUUCACGCAAAGGUUUCAAUGGCGAUACAGCUGAACGGUGAGAUGAAGGCGAGAGAUAUAAUGGCACGGUUCGACGUGGAGAACUCACGAGGAUCACGCAGCACCGGUCGACGACAGAAGCAGUUUCUAUUUGAGGUCGGAGGAAAUAUCAGAGAACGAUGUCUGGAUCCAGAAGCUUAUUUACUUGAUGUUUACCACGCUAACCCUCAUUGUGAAUGGAUUUUAAAAUCACGGCAGACCUGAGAUGACACAGCACAACCUCUGAACUGGAGUGUUAUUCAUGAAGAAGAGGAGAUCUGCUGAUGAAAAACUGCUGAAGGUCUCACGUGAUCUCUAUGAAAUGGUAUUAUAGUUUCCUGAAGCGAACGCUGGCGCAGAUCAAUGCUGGUCGUUGAGUUUGUGUCAAAACUGUGUGAACUGAAACCUCAAGCGUGUGAAAGCAUGAUUCACUUUAUACCAUACAGAUACUGUACAGUAGAGCAUGUAUAUAAACAUAUUUAUACCACUAAUUUAUCUGACUGCAUCAUGACAGUUUUGUAUCGUUUCUAUACGCUGCAUGUUUCUAAUGAAGCCAUGUGAACUUCGGGUGAAUCUCAUGAAGACCUGCGUGAAAGCCCAUAAACUUCUGUUUACAAAACAACCUCAGAAUGUAAAAAAACAAAUCGGCAGUAUUUAAAUACUCACACUAAUGAGAAUAAAACACAAACAGUGAUUUACUUUAUGCAGGUAUUGUUAUCAUGAGAUUCACCCACACUUUACCUCUCAUUAAUUCAGGCCAAUAUUAUUGCCAACAUUAUUAAAUACUCACUGCAUUUAUGCACAUCUGAAGCUUUUAAGAAUCCACUGACAUUAAAGAUGAACAUCAUGAACACAGUGAAGAGAAGAUAAAUCUGCGUUCAUCACCUGAAACUUCAUAGCACAUCAUCAUCAUCAUGGAUCUUCAUCACGUCUAAAGUUUACACUCUGAUGAUGGACUUUUAUUUGGAUUAUUUAUGAUGUCUUUAUUUUUUUAUUUUUUUAGUCACAUUGUUUUUGAUAUUGCCAAAAGAGUUUUUGUUGUGUUUAAUGUCAUGAUGAAUGUGUGAGAUGUAAUGGUCUUUAAUUGUAACCGUGAUGUUGAGCUUUAACCCUGACCGCUCAGUUAACCGGAUGUUAACAUUUUCUGCUCAUAGAUUUAAGAUGGACGUCAUAUUAAGAGUGAAACGCACUAAAACUACAUGAAGGCCAAACCCUGUGCACCACAGCUGGAUUCAUCAGAUGACAGAAUGAACCAGUGCUCUGGUGCUCAGGAUGUUUAAGAUUUCAUGACGACAUUUGACUUCAUUAAUGUUGUAAUAUUUGGUUGAGCCACAGGUUAUGAUUGUGAAACACUAAUGCAAUUAAAAUGAUCAAACUAUGA
This is a messenger RNA of Paramisgurnus dabryanus, 3570 nucleotides long. RefSeq names its product Rho GTPase activating protein 28 (gene arhgap28). Lineage: Eukaryota; Metazoa; Chordata; Actinopteri; Cypriniformes; Cobitidae. The record is from RefSeq and is a predicted model, not a curated record. Gene Ontology annotation, biological process: signal transduction; regulation of actin filament polymerization; regulation of small GTPase mediated signal transduction. Gene Ontology annotation, molecular function: GTPase activator activity. Gene Ontology annotation, cellular component: cytoplasm.